Messenger RNA from Knipowitschia caucasica, 351 nucleotides. NCBI's taxonomy places the organism in Eukaryota, Metazoa, Chordata, Actinopteri, Gobiiformes, Gobiidae. The record is from the annotation of a GenBank genome assembly.
AUGGAAAAGUUCUUACAAGUUGCCCCGCAUUCCCUCGCCCUGGUUUUGGGUCGGAGGAGAGUGGAGGAGGAGAGCCCGGAGGAGCAUCACCGACGACAACAACAACAACUCCAGCAGCCCCAACGCGGCGGCUAUGAGGUGUUCGCCAACUUUAAAGAGGUCAACAUGCAGCAUUUCUGGAAUAGUGCGCUGACAUACGCGCUGACAGAGGUCUUCUUCCUCGGAUGGAUCCAUGAGCGGGUGCUUUUGAUCCAGGGAGAAGAGGCCAACCUGGAAGUGCUCCGCAGCGGAUGGAUGAGGCGGACCCUCGCGCCUCCACGGGGCUUUGAGAUCAAGUGCAUAGGUGGGUAA